AUGAUCAUUGUUGUGACGUUAUUGUCGACUUAUUUCGGUGCGAUUUUUGGGAUAAGUUUCGCAACGAUUUUAUUAAUAAUCUUCGGUUAUGGUUGGGGUUCGCUACCAUUCUUUUAUCUACGAAUUAUUGAAGCGUUUCAAAAUUUUUUUUCACUUGAUUAUCCAGUUGAUAAUGAACACGAACGGUCAAUUAUCAUAAAACGUUCAAGCAAUUUUUUAAAUGAAAAUGAUUCUGAUGAUGAAGAAUUUUUCAGCAACGAGAAUUAUAAAAAUGCCUUUGAUAUAUCUAUCGAUGCUUUUAAAAAUGGAUUUGAAACAGUUAUUCAGGAUGACCUAAGUGCUGCAUUUGAUGUCGCUCCAUCAUUUUGCGAGACGUUGCUUGAAUAUCUAAAUCGACUGAAUUUGCAAAAAAUAUCAAAUUUGUUAUUAUGUGAUUUGCAAUUUUUUGCUUAUGCAGCCUCGUUAAUUUUUCGAUAUACAAUUCUUCUACCAGUUAGAUUCAGUUUAAUUGCAACUUCGUUUUUGUAUGCAUUUUGUGCUGUUUUUUUGUCGUAUUUUAUUCAACUUACGUUAAAACAGCGGAUUGAUAUCAGUGUGACUUAUUGUCGCUUAUAUGGCGCCGGUAUUGGACUUAUUGCUAAGUACCAUAAUUCACAGAAUAGACCUAGAUCACCAGGAAUCGCUGUAUCAAAUCACAUAUCGCCAAAUGAUAUACAAAUCAUUUUUGCGGAUAUUAGUUCAUAUGGAAGCGAUGGUUUCACUGUAACGGGACAAAAACAUGGCGGAAUAAUUUGGCUUAUAGAAAGGCUUGUUGAGAGGAUUUGUCCAGCAAUAUGGAUGGAAAGAUCAGAUAGUGAAAGUCGAAAGCGUUUCACCACAGAAAUUUUUAAUAGUGCAAUAUCACAUCCAGUUUUAUUAUUUCCGGAAGGGUAUUGCACAAAUAAUACUAGUAUACUUCGAUUUAGAAAGGCUAUAUUUAAAAGUGGAAUAAAUAUUUAUCCAAUAGCACUCAGGCAGAAAUCGAGAUUCGGUGACUCGUUUUGGAGAGAAGAUCAAUUCUGGCGUUAUAUGCUUCGAGUAAUAACAUCGUGGGCUAUCGUUUAUGAUGUUUUCUAUCUUGAAGCAAUGCAAAAAUCGCACAGUGAGACAAAUGAGACUUUUGCGAAUCGAGUACGGCAAGAAAUUUCUAGAGCUGCACAAAUCAAACCUAUCAAAUCCGAUGGACGAUUAUGGUACUUGGAAAUCGAACGUCAACGUAUGAAAGAGAUGCAAAUGAGAAAAUUUUCCAAUAUAUUUUAUGAAAUUUUCAUUCGGCGAGAAAUUCACUGCGAAUCAGAAAUUCAUAAACGAAAUCUUUAA
Molecule: messenger RNA, 1359 nt
Organism: Dracunculus medinensis (Guinea worm)
Lineage: Eukaryota; Metazoa; Nematoda; Chromadorea; Rhabditida; Dracunculidae
Source: the annotation of a GenBank genome assembly